Messenger RNA from Alosa alosa (allis shad), 1221 nucleotides. RefSeq names its product proteasome (prosome, macropain) assembly chaperone 1 (gene psmg1). The coding region runs from base 1 to 891 and encodes 296 amino acids. Gene Ontology annotation, cellular component: endoplasmic reticulum. The transcript has 8 exons. The record is from RefSeq and is a predicted model, not a curated record. Gene Ontology annotation, molecular function: proteasome binding. Lineage: Eukaryota; Metazoa; Chordata; Actinopteri; Clupeiformes; Clupeidae. Gene Ontology annotation, biological process: proteasome core complex assembly.
AUGUUGAGAAAUCCUUCGAAAGGCAAGAAUGGCUACAUUUUUUUCGGCGAAGUAUUGUCAGUACACUCGAGGGCAGUAGAAGAGGACGACCGGGAGGAUGAGGAAAGCGAAAACGAGGAAGAUGUAGAAAUCCGGAGAGAGUUAGAGGAGAAGAGAAAGGUCCAUCUGAAAUGGUGUCCAGAGGUAUCUCAAGCAGUUGAGGCUUGCACUGAUAAGACACUUCUCUGCUCCCAUCUUAUCAUAGCUGUGGGAACCAAUGCUACUGGCUUUGUAUCAGCAUUUAUUUUAAACUCUGCAAGCUGGAACAGAGUUGGCUGGCUGUCUCUAUGGAAUGAGAGAAACAGGGGAUCGAGUCUCAUGAAUAGCCCUCCUGCCCCAGGAGAACCAAGCUGUAUGAUAUACCAGCAGAAGGAAGGUGGCUCUGUACUAAUCUGUCAGUGCACAUGCUACGUUGCAGAAGAUCAGCUGUUUCAAUGGACCGAAAAGGUGUUUGCAUGUCUUCAGAAGAGAGGGCUUACUGUUACAGUACUGUCAGAUGCACCCAUUGCAGAAUACAAAACAUCAGACUACCACCAUGGGAGUGACAUUCCAUUUCUUCGUGCUCUGAAGACUAGUGCAUAUAAAGAAGUUGUAAAUUGUCCCUUUCUGGAACAACCAAAUAUCGUCACUGGACUACCUGCAGCAGUGCUUUGCCAUUGUCAAAUUCAUGGGAUCCCAGCUGUAUUGUACCAGAGCUACAGUGAUGUGAUAAGUGCCGACUCUGUCACAAUGGAAACCUACAAGCUUGCUCUUACUUGGACUAAGAGUAUAAAGUUGGAGCCUCCAACCACAGACAUCCUUCAGAAGUUCACAAGGGGCUGUGAUGAUGUCCAUGGUAACCUGUAUACAUAAACGGUCUGUUUUUGUUGACUGUAUACUGUUUUGCAGAGUUUGACUAUGAAAAAUAUUUUUCUAAUGCUGAUAAGACUGUGUGAGAGUAAACUAUUAUUAUUGCUAUUAAACCUGUAAAGCUUUGUACUUCCACUAGAGGUUGUAGUAGGAUGAAAUAUCUUGCACCACAUGGUUAUUAUAGGGGCUUGCCUAACCUCACUUGGCAUUUGACAUAUCCCAAAACAAAUAAACUUUACAUGUUUUUGAAAAGAUGUAUACAUUGAGCAGUGUGUACAUUGAACCUGAUUGAUUCCUCAGAAAAGCAACAAUAAAUUGAGAGUUUUUAAUGCA